Messenger RNA from Malaya genurostris, 12460 nucleotides. RefSeq names its product SUN domain-containing ossification factor. Gene Ontology annotation, cellular component: membrane; cytoplasm. Lineage: Eukaryota; Metazoa; Arthropoda; Insecta; Diptera; Culicidae. Bases 296 to 4399 code for a protein of 1367 amino acids. Gene Ontology annotation, biological process: protein folding in endoplasmic reticulum. The transcript is spliced from 4 exons. The record is from RefSeq and is a predicted model, not a curated record.
UGUUUCAUUGAUUCUAUGCUUCACUUGUGGUACGACAGAAUCAUGAAAAUUAGUUUAAUAAGUAAAUAGCGUCGCUGCGAAAAAGUGUUCAGUUGAAGCGAGUGCAUUUGUCUGGACGAAGAACAGGCUAAGUUAAUUUAUUUUCAUUUGUGUACGUGGUCUUUUCGAGCCAACCGGCUGGUCGAAAGUAUAAGCUGUGUGAAAUGAACGGGGAGAGUUUUCAAGCUUUUCAAACCGAUGCCAAAGCAAGUUUCCCACCUUUGCCAAUGUAUGGUCGAGCUUUUGGGUAUUAAGUAUGAACAACGAUUAUAAAUCGCCGAGAAUGAGAUCAAAAUUAAGCUGCACGUAUUGCGCUUUGAUGAUGGUAUUUCUAAUGUGCAGUAGUUUGCUGUUUAUUCUGGUAGCUUCAGAAGCCUCAACGCCGUUGCAGCAACAAUCCGAUCAUCGGAAGCCGCAAGAUGACUCAACGUUUGUUCGGCAAAAAAGCAACCUCCCGGCCAAAGAAUCCAGUAAAACCAGUGAAAAGUCACACAAUCCUGCCGAUAUCGAAGUGAUGCACGGUGACAGUGAAUCGAAACAAAGCACUCAGCUUUUAAGUGAAAUUGAGAAGAUAGUGAACGGAAAUGCUCCUAGGGCCAGGGUGGGUGAAGUGCGAGCAAGGAAAGCACGAAGAAAUCACGAUCUAGGCAAACGGUCUCGGCAUGCCAUUUCCCGGAAAGAAAACAUACUGGUGGAGAAGCCAACCAAACUGGUGAAGUCCCCGGACUUGAACGACGUCAUCUUUCUGGAAACCGUGUCCAAAAAUGCCGGUGUCACCAACAGCGGAUUACAGAAUAUUCCUGGUCCCCCAUCGGUAGUCACUUUGGUGGACCAUCAGAACAAUGAGCUCAACAUUGAAUCGAAGCUUGAGGAAAACAUUGAAGCAACGCUGAAAAACAUCAGUCAUCAGAUCGCUGAUCCUAGCAGUGUCGAUGACGUGCACGUAGACGUGGUAGAAGAUGAAACAACUCAACCGUUGGAACAGUUGGGUUCCACUGAUAUACCGAUCCGGACUGAUUCGGAACAAUCGGAACAGUUGGAGGAGAAAAUUAAUGAUUCCGGUGGUCCAGAGAAUACAGUGCUCGAUCAAACUACAGUUCAAAACAUCACCGGAGACUCGCCUCUGGGGUCAGAGGUUAACUUGACGGAGGAAAACCCUAUGCCAGUAUUCUCCGAGUGGGCCCAGAAACAGAUGGCUGAUGCCGAGAAAAAGCUCGGUGAAAACGUCAACGCCUCGACGAUGAAGCGAAAUAUGAAACCGUCGAGUAGCAAAACGCCUUCUCUACAGUUGCGAGUGAAAAAUUACGCUGCUCCGGAUUGUGGCGCCAAGAUAAUUGCUUCCAAUCCAGAAGCGCAGAGUACGGGAUCGGUGUUAACAUCUCACAAGGACGAAUAUUUGCUGAAUCCUUGCACGAGCCGAAUUUGGUUUGUGGUCGAGCUGUGCGAGCCGAUUCAGGCCGAACGGAUUGAAAUGGCAAAUUUCGAGCUGUUCUCAUCGUCACCGAAGGAUUUUUCCGUUUCGGUUACCAAUCGGUUUCCCUCUAGAGAUUGGGCUAACGUUGGACAGUUUACUGCGAAGGACGAACGCGAUGUUCAGAGCUUUAAUCUCCAUCCACACCUGUACGGGAAGUUUGUUCGUGUGGAAAUUCAUUCGCACUACAAUUCGGAGCAUUACUGUCCAGUGUCGUUAUUUCGUGUUUAUGGCACGUCAGAGUUCGAAGCCUUCGAAACGGAUAAUACGCCCUCGGGAGACGACAAUGACGAGGAUGAUGUCGAUGUAGUCGUUUCUGCUUCUCAGCUAGGAGAGGAAGCUUUGGUAGGCAUCAAUCAAAAGGAAGAAGGCCUCGAUUCUACUGCAAACAAGAUGAAAAAAACCGAUAAUAUCCUCAAAUCGGCCGGCGAGGCUGUAAUGAAUAUAGUUAAGAAAGCGGCAGAAGCACUAGGUAAAGCCAAUGAGGGCAAAGAUCAGGGAAAUAAAACCUCUCACACUGCUGAGGGCGAGAUAGUGGGUGAUAAUAAUCAUAACAUUACUUUUGAUAAUAACAAUCCGUCUGACAUGGCGACCCUGCCUCAUCCGUCUCGAAGUAGAUGCUGGUCGUUGGCGUACGAACCGCAAUGCGAAAAUUGUCCGCUUGAUCUCCGGACACGUCUACAGCAAACGAUGAAUUGUAAAUACAAUCUUCUGGAUAGUUUAUUAAGUACCGAAAUAGUCAGUGCGUUGUUCGAGGAAUCUCAGCAUUUGCUUUGUGCCAAUAUAGUAGGAUUUAGUUUCAGUGAAAAUGUAGAAUAUGCUAGCUGGAAUAUCGGUGGAAGUGUAUUAGGUUGGUUGUCGGUUGAUUUUCUAGCCGGAUUUUGUAACAUUCGGGCGUAUGAGAGAGGUCUAAUUGAACCAAUAGUUGCGGAAAUACCAACCGAAAAUCGAGAUUUGGAGCGAACCGUCACAGAACAAGAUUCAAUCUUGAGUUCGUCAAACGGAGAUGAUUCACCUAAAGUCGAUGAAGAACAACCAGCAUUAGUAGUGAUUCCAACGGUUAAUACUGCGACGAAAGAAGACACUGUCCCAGUUGUUCCUAGUUCACAAGAGGACCAGCAAAAAGUAGCAGCCCAAGAGGACGUAAAUAUUUUCAAUCUCCAUGAGGAAAUCAGUGCCGAUGUACAAGGUGUAGAUCAACCGAAGCAAGUGGAAACAACCUCUUCGUCGUCCUCCACUGUACAGGGGACGGAGCAGGCUCAAGAGGACAAAGAAAAGGAUUACAUUCUCACUAACGGAGGCCACAUGGAAGAGAUGGAUAAUUUGUUGUUUGACGAACAGCCACCGACGGAUAGUUCUACUGGUGGAGGGGUUGCUACGAACAUUCCCAUCAUUACCAGUACAACGUCCACCACAACACCUACACCAGGCGGAUCGCCGGCAACACAGAAGGGUCAACCGGAAAGUGUUUUUCUUCGGCUGUCAAACAGAAUCAAGGCACUGGAGCGCAACAUGAGCCUUUCCGGGCAGUAUCUAGAGGAACUGAGUCGCCGUUAUCGCAAGCAGGUGGAAGAACUACAGCAUUCCUAUGCUAAAACAUUGCAUGAAAUCGAAGAACAAAACCGUCGCAUCAGGGAAAGUGAGAUGUUACUUCGCGAGGAAAACAAUCGAUUGCGGGAUGAAUUUUUCGCAUUCCGCGACGGUGUGUUUAGUUGGCAAAACGUAACCAUUGGCUUGGGUUCCGUUUUUCUUAUACAAUUUGUGAUUUGUUGGAUGACCUUGAGAAAUUGUCGGAAACGCUCGGUUGAGCCCGAACAUGUCCUCAUCGACAAAGAACUUGCUCAGAUGUCCAGCGGAAAACCCAUUACGGGGAAACUUCUACGAAGAAAGUCAAUUGAUGGAAUGGUAGGAGCCAAUCAGGUUACGCUGGGUACACUGAAAAAGAGACGUCCCAGCGAAGAAGCUUUGAACAUCACUGGAACGUAUGAAAACUUGCUCAUUAAAGAUGGCGGAGGGGGAGAUAUUGCCAAAGUAGAACGAAAGAAAAGUAGAAACAAACAUAGGAAGGUUUCAACUCCAAGCAUGCAGCCGCAUGUGAGUGGAAAGACGAAAAGGGCGACAUCGGCUGAACCCGCAGAUGCAAGAAAAGCCACCAAACCGGAUCUGAUACGAACCGAAUCGGCACCGGAACCGAGACGAAUCACUCCCGAAAUGAUCAAACCAGACGAACACAAUCGCAUAGAUGAACUACCUAUGCUGGAAGAUCACGAUGAGUUCAUCAUCCCGACGGCUUCGGAUCUGUCAUACAACGAAUUUGUCCCGGACUCUACGUCCGAGGUCGUCAAAACCAAUGGGAUGACUUCGUCAACGUCGUCCAUCGAUUCGAAGCAAACGAACAAAUCCGGGAAAGGUCGUCGUCUAUCUUCGCCGGCUUUCUUCAAAUCCUCCUUUCUCCGAGGCAGUCGAAAGGCCUCUGGGAAGAAAUCCACACCCAGCCAAAAUAUAAGCAGUGCCAGUAGUAGUAAUACCAGCAGCAGUGGUAGCAGUAAUGUUAGAAUCAACAUCAAUCUUCAUAAUUCCGGCAGUUACGAAGUGCCAUCUCCGGCUGCAGGCGAUUCCGAUGCCAACGUGACAACAACCAGCAGCGGAAAUGAGUGGUACAAGCUGAAGAAAACAUCUAGUCAAGAUAAGUUCACCAAACGUAAGUCGAAAUCUGAAAGUCCCGAAAUAGAAACGGUUGAAAAUGGAUCCGUGGCGUCCUCGGAUCCGAGGACUGCCGAGCGAAAGGUGAGAACUUCGAUUUCCUUUAACGGCAGUACUAGCUCAAACGAGAGGAAGUUCAGCAACGGCGGCGGAAGCUUUCGCCGUUUGUUCCGAAAGGUGUUCUAGUCGGGUUGCUGUGCCGGUGAGGUCACCGGAGUGGAAAAGUGUUCAUAUUGUUGGUUGAACCAUCGCUGACUACGUCGUCGUGAGAGAAUGGGAGCGUGAGUGUGGUUUCUUAGUACUUGAUAGACUGAUUGCUUAUAAAAAAAACAAAAAUACAUAGUUGGAGCUUUAAAAGCGACAUAUAAGUAAGGCAAGAAAGAAAAAAAUAGCAUGUUUAGUUGAGCAUGUGUUGGCAUUGAUUGCGUAUGUUGAGAGUUUGAUUGAGAUCAUGCAUUUCGAUAGUUAAUUUUAGUUCCUUGAUAACGUGUACUGGAAAACUUGUAUUGAGGUAUAUAUAUACAGCAAAAUUUACUAGCCCAUCUGUAACCGUUUCAAUGGGAUGUAAUUUCUGUGCGUUUUGUCGUUCAAAAGAGCAAGGGUACUUUGUGUUGGAUGUCCUCCGUGGAAAGCUGAAGCUGCAAUAUGGCAUUAGAUUUUCCUUAUUCAAAACUGCUUUGUUUUAACUUUUUUUUUUGGUUUUGAUUUUAGUAAAUCAAAAGUGAUUUACAAGGAGCUUUGACAAACGGUCACUAACGGAAGUGGAAAUGCAGAGUUUUCCCAAAAGGACAUUUCUGCAUAAAAUGUUCAUUUCGACCUAAGUAACAAUGAGAGAUUCUCUUUCUUAGCAAUCCUUCUCUCCAAUUAUUUACCGAUAAUAAUAACUAAAGCUAUCAUCUUUUAAUCUUCACUGAAGAAAUGACCGAAAAAAAAGAGAAUCUCUCAUUGUUGUUACUUAGGUCGAAAUGAACAUUUUGUACAGAUUUGUUGAUUAUAAAACAUCUAAGAGAUUAAAUCGUUAAAAUAUUUACAUUUGUAAACUUUUGAAAUUCAACCCAAAACAAGGUUUUCUAGCUAGUGUAAUUCAUUAAUGUCCCGGGUUGGCGGUUCAAUGCAUAGGGCCAGGUAUGUUCGAGCCCCGACCUGGAAGGGUUCUUAGUGUCAGUAGGAUCCAUAGUUACCAGUCAUGCAAUGAGAUUCUGUACACUAAGAAUCGGCUGCGAAGUCUGUUGAAACAGAAAUGCCAAAUUCCACAAAAGGAAUGUAAUGCCAAGACUUUGCUUUGUAAUUCAUUAAUUCACUUCGAAAUUACAUUAAGUAAAAAAUACAACAAAUUCGAAUAAUGUUUGAUUAUUUAUUGAUGAAAUUACUAUCGAAAUUUGCUUUUCGCAAACGUUUCUAUCUUCUUAAUUCUGAAUUCGACCAUUCCGUCGGCCUACCGUUAAAUAAUCUUUACUCCUGUUCUUGCUCAGGGAAUCCCCUGAAUUCCUCUCCCUCCAUUGCUCCAUUGGGAAAAAGUCGGGAAUUUUAGUGCAAAUUCGGAAAAAAAUUACUAGCCCUAUUGGUAGUAAAUCAUGAUUUCCUGAUUAAACAAAUGAAAAGCUGGAGGCAAUAUUCCAUUUUGUGUUUAAGUGAGAAGUUCAGUAAAAGUUUUGAAACAUCGUAUUGUCCCACACAGGUUUUAUGGUACACAAUCGAUUGGAGAUGGGGCCAAUAUCCCAUGUUUCGUUCAUCAAUUUUUGUAAGGGUUUGGUAGCAAUUUUGAAUGGAUCAGAAAGAAUCAAAGCUUUCUUAGUUGUUAUCAACAACAGCACAUCAAAUGGAUGCUUUUGCUGGAUUUCUGUUAAAUUUUAGAAUAAGUUUGCAGAAUAUAAUUGCAGAAGGAAUAUCAGGUAACAUGUUUAAUAAAAUCAUGAAAAAUUCUUAGGAGCCUUCAUGUUUUUGAGUGGUCUAAUUUCAUCAUAAUUUGUCCUAAUUUCAUCAUAAUUUGUCUCAGUAAUGUCAUCUUAAGACAAUACUUGUGUUGUAAUCUUGGUAUUGAUUUCAAUAGGAUUAAAUUUAAAAAGCUGUCGACUUUGACCUUGUCCACCGUUUGCAAUGAGUAUUUUAUUUCCUUCUUUGAGAGCUGAAAUUGGUACCUGAGAGUUUGUGAAAAACCUUAGAAAGGUUUAGAAGAUGGUUUGAUUUGUUCAGUGAAUGUUUAAUGUUUAAUUUAUAUUAAAGAUGGAUUUCUUAGUAGGAUCACAAGAAUGCGGGUAUUGAUGUCGACGAAGUAUCCAACUUAGAUCAUCUCAGUUACUAGAGGCUUAUGUCGUUUUCGCUUGAUAGCAAACCUAACCCAGUUCCCACCCUAACUGCUGUCAAACCGUUUGUUUGAAGCUAGUUUCGAACCUAGUUUUAACGUUGUUGAACUGAAAAUCGAGUCAGUUUCGAACCUGAUUUUUAUAUCAGGUUUGCUAAAACCCCCGUUGCUAAGUGCGAAAUCAACAGAGUUUAGUGAAAAGUGUCUGUUUCAUGAAACUACCCUGGGUCAGUUUCAGUUUUCUCAAGCGAAAACGACAUUAGAUUGUUGUUGUUUUCCAAAGCGACAAGAGUCCAUUUCAAGAAUUUUAGAAGGAUUUUGUUCUGUUUCGCCAAAAUUCAAUUUUGAAAGAAUAUCGUAUAUGUUGUUAGAUGGAAUCGGGAGGAGAAUUGUUUCUGGUUCAUUUUUAACCUUAGGUAUACUUUUUUUAGACUAUACUAGGCUAAUAUAGUAUUGGAAUACACUAGAGUUGGGCAAUCCGUUCACGAACAGUUCAACGAGUUAUAUCUCCUCGAAAAGUGAGUGAAUUGCAGUUCCUUGUUUAAUAAUGAUAGUUCUCUAUAUAGAAAUGAAAGUAAUCGAAUUCUUUGAGGAUGUAUACAAGUUAGUUGCAUUUUUCGGAAUUUUUGCUGGUAUGAGGAAUCUAGUAGUAGUUACACACAUCCGUGACCUUUGAUAACGUAUAAAAAGAGAAUGAUUGUUGGUGAUAAAAAGAUAAAAAGAGAAUGAUUGCAAAAAAAAAAAAACUAACUAUCAGUGCGGUGAAAUUUCAUUUUCAAUCGAUUAAUAUAAGAUGAAAAUGAAAUUUAUGGCCCCUGACCGUCAGCAUAUUCCUACUAAUGCAAUGCAUUUGACUUUUGCUGCCGUUUUCAAGUGAAGCUCUCAGAAUUCAUCGUCAGUUGAAUAAUCGUACCUAGUCAUUUGAAGUUUUCCUGAUCAGUUUCAAGUGCCAAGUAGUCUAGCUGCUUCAUUGUCUUCGCUGUUGGUAGUGAGCAAGUACGAAUGAAUAGAAUUAUAAUCGGAGUAAAGCAUUAAAAACGAAAACUAAAGGAGGAAACUAUUAAUUUAUAUGUAUACUGUAAUUGAUAUUUUAGCUAUCUAAUUUGUCUUUCAUCUAUUCUGCCCAUACUUGCAUAUCAGUCCCAUAUGGAAAAUCGGCAUGUCAAGAAAAAGACGAUUAAAAUUUUAUUUUCGAAUUUUUUGAUUCAUUGUGCUACCUAAUGCUAAAUUAUGGUAUUAUUACAUGAAAUAUCGGUAACACACCUUUGCUAUUCCAAUAUUGCAACAAAUGAAAUUAUUGAAAUUUACACUAAAUGGGACUGAUAUGCGGGUACUUCACACAAACCCUCAACUUUUAUUGCAAUUUCUGAGAAAAUAUUGAGCAUAGUUUGCAUUCCUCAAGCUAACUCAAUAUUGGCGAAAAUUGAUAUGGGACUGAUAUGCGAGUAUGGGCAGUAUUGUCUUGAACCAAUUAGAAUGUUUACAUAUACCUCAUUUGAAGGCCACUCUCACACUUUUGAAAGAGAUAUUUUGUUACUUCAAGAAAGCAACUGACGGUGGUAAAACUGAGCUUCGAUUGUAAGAGAAACGAGUGAAGAACUGAAUUUCGUCUGUAAUGAAUCUGUAAUCUGUGAAUCCUAAGAGUUUUAAGAACUAUAGAUUUACCAAAAGCAAAAUCUUGGCAUUACAUUCCUUUGGUGGAAUUUGGCCUUCCUGUUUCAACAGACUUCGCAGCCGAUUCUUAGUGUACAGAAUCAUUGCAUGGCUAGUACUAUGGAUCCUACUGACACUAAGAAUCCUUCCAGGUCGGGGCUCGAACAUACGACAACUGGCUUGUAAGACCAGCGUCCUAUGCAUUGAACUGCCAACCCGGGAUAGAUUUUCCAGAUAGCCUAAAUAAGACUUAUUAUUUAGUGGUAGUUUUACAAACGACUGAAUAGUUCGGAAAAUCGAUUCAGCCAUCUCUGAGAAAAUUGAUCGCACGUUACAUAGAUACAUACACAAUUUCAGAUCUUGACAAACUGAUUCGAAUGGUAUAUGACACUCAGCCCUCCGGGCCUUGGUUCCAAAAUCGGUUUUCACAGACUUCUUGUCAUUGUUAUGUGCACUUGGCAUAAUGAAUAUUUUCUAUUUCUAAAUCGAGAUACCCAAAAAAUACUUUAUUUCUCAACUCUCGAUGUUCUUUUGGAUAUGGGAUUCCUAGGAAUAUUCAAAAAAAUACUGAACAUAGGCGAUUCGAGCCUGUUCUAAAAACCGGGAAUUUUUUGUCUCGCGCACCAAGAAAACCGGAAAAAACCGGGAAAUUGAAAUCGGCAAUUCAGUUGCCACCCUGAUUCGCAUCUGGGAACGGUGUGCCAUUACCGGCAGGUUUUCAAUUGUAAUCUGGAAAGUAUUUUUGGAAAAACGUUCUGAAAAAUUAGCUUUUAACCAUCUUCUGUGGUUAUGAGGAUUAUGAAUUUUAUAUCAAACCGCAUCACCUUCCAUCAGAUUGUCAUAAGAUUCAAUUAUACAUAUUAACCUCUUAUCAGUGGGAGGGUGUGGUAACAACAAAUGUUUCUUAUAAUGUCAAGCAAAUCAAUAAGUUUCUUUGGCGUAUAAUUCAGAAUUCUUUCUGAUGGGAAAUUUCCCGCAUUUGUCAAGCAACUGUUUGUAUAGUUAAAUAAAAAUAAAUUUUAUUGAUGCUCUGAAUUUAAUUCUUUAGUUUGCGGUUAGGAAUUAGAAAUUUUUUCAAUACUUCUUUUACCGUUCUCACUAAUCUCUCGGCUUGACCAUUACUAGGUGGAUUGCAAGGUGGACAUUUUAGAACUUUUAUACUCUGCUUUUCUAAAAAAUUACAAAAUUGUAAGAAUUGAUUUGGGACCCCCCGUCAGAAACUAAAAUGUCUGGCAAACCGAACCUGGCGAAGAUAGAUAUCAGUUUUCAUGUAUGCAACCUCGAUCCAUUUGGAGAAAUUGUCCACCACCAACAAAAAUGUACGGAAUCAAUGUGUAUUCUACUGAACGGCCUUAUUGUUGGUGUCCAUUUGGACUCUAUUUUGCGUUUUACUUCAUUUCGUUGCUAUGGUCCCCAAUACCGAAUCUGCACCUUCUUCCGGUUUACUGUCUCUUGUGUUCAUAUUUCCGACAUCUUGAUGGGUCCACGGUUCCCUUUGUCUUCGACUUGCCACCGCAUUCGACCACACCCUCUCGUUCUCUUAGGUAGCUUUGCUAUGCUACCGACAUCCUUCCUUCUUGCACGACCGCGAUGAAUACGUUGGACGCACACGUUGGCCAGGGCUCCGAUUUCUUCUAGAACUAAUCUCUUAAUAAAUUCUACAAUGUAUUGUUUCCACUGAGUUUUUAUACAAAUCAAACUUCGUAAAUAAUUGCAGGCCCAGACUUUUUUUUCUCUUUUAUGACACAAUAUCGCACAUUGUUACACAGGCCCAGACUUGGGGUUCACUCCCACUGCUCGAGCCGCAGACAUCGCCGGACAACUGCCGCUUCUUCACCCGGGACGUAUACGUCCCGAGUCCAGCGGCUACCGCGGUGGAUGAAGCGAUAGAGGUGCUCCAGCGGCCCAAUCCGGGGAGGGAAAAAAUACUUCCGAUCUCGCCCCAGGAUCAACUGCAUUGUGGUGUGGUCUUCGGCCGUUACAGGCCCCGGUAGCGAGGCGAGACGCCAGCGGCGGCGCACCCAAGCUACCAGUUCGAACAGAAGUUCUAGCCGAGAGCAUCCAUCUGCUGUUCAUUUUAUUUCAAUAAUCGAACCUAACUUCUAGAAUCUAACUGCUGACCAAACUACUCAUGACCGGGUGUCGUUGAUAAGACGUCUUUCCUAAUCUCUUCCGUGCUUUUUUGGGCAAAUCCUCCUCUGCUGUAUAUUGCAUUAAUCAAACUAGUAACGUUAAGUCCUUGGUACUCAAACUCAGUUAGGGCUUUUUUAAUUUCCUCAACAUACCCUUGAGAAUUAACCAAAUCUCUUAUCGCAUUAAUUUCAUCCCUAACGGACUCCAUUGUUUCAAACUUCUUGGUGGCCAUUGUGGAUCUCUGGGUUAGCUCUGGAAACAAUGUUACUUUUGAAAAAUCAAUGGGUCUGUAAACUGGUGUGGUCAUAUAAUGUGUCAAUUAUGUAGAGUUAAGUUUUCUGUAGCUUUAAAGUUACUGUAGUUUUUAAACUUAAGAAUUAUUUGUUAUCUUUACUUAUAGUACUACUUAUGAUUGUUAAUAGCUUAAUUCAAAUUACAAUUGAACGUAGAGUUUCAACUAAAACCUUUGACAAAGGCAACUAAGCAAACAUGCAAACUCAAACUGGACUCUGAUAUUAAUUAAAAUGAAAACUUUAAUACAAGUUUAAGUUUGUUAAUAUUCGAGGCUGACUUUGUGUGUCCAAAGAGAAUGUUGAUGUUGUAGUCGUCCGGUGUUCCUGAUCGUAUUACUGUCGACUGCGUUCAAACCGCUUGCAAGGCAGAUUCCGGUUUGUACAUAUGUUACAUUUGGGUUGCAUUGAAUUCCGUUCGGUUAACAUAUAUUUUUAGAUAUAUAUAUGUUUUUAUGUUUUCUUUGUGAAUUCUCCGGCUGGACCUAUCGAGGAUCGUUCUUUGUUUGUCCUCCAUAGCUUCGGUCGGUGAAAAUCUUUCUUUAGUUUUCUUUUUGAUUCCUAUUUCGUCGUCUGCUAUGUGAGGUGCUUCUUCUCUUCCUUUAUUGUGAAAGGCAAAAUUUUUUGAUCGUGUCUUAUCGUUUGCCAAAAUUACCUCAUCAUAGAAGUUGUCUCUUUCCUCUAUAAUUUUCGUGUUCGUCGUCGCCGUUCGUGUUCGUCCUUUAGCCCAAAGAAAAUCUCUCGGUUUAAAGCCGGUGGCUGAAUGAAUGGUGUUGUUGUACAAAGUACAAGCAAUUACGAGAAUUUCUUUGUGCGUAAGGUCAUUGUACUGGGGCUUUAUACAUCGGAAGAUUUCUGCAACUGUUGAAUGAAAUCUUUCGACCAAACCAUUGCUUUCACUGUGAUUAGCAGGUACGAAAUGCAUCUGUACAUUCAAAUUAUUAACCAUACCUCUUAUGUCGGCUGAUCGAAAUGCAGGUUCGUUAUCAUUUACGAUAAGCUCCGGUGUACCAUAGGUUGAGAGAAGUUUCAGCAGGCCUCUUCUAACAUCGACUAUAUUCCUGGAUUUUAUUGGGAUCAAUACUCCGAAUCUAGAGAACUUAUCUAGGUUACUUAGGUUGCGAUAUUCUCUCGCUGAUAACUAGGUGGGUCCGGUGCAGCUUCCUCUGGAUCUCUUCACUAAUCACCGAUGUACAUUCGGGGAUGGCUCUUCGUGCCGAAAGAAAUCACUUUAAAAAAACCGCACUACAAUUCGAACGACUGCGCCAUUUAAAAUAUCUACCCUCGCAAAGGGUUUUUUAAAAAAGGAGAGAGAACUCGUUACUACUGAGGUGCUGUUCCAUUUUCCACUCACUGAUUUGUUUAUCUUUGCUAAAAUAAUGUCACUUCACUAUAAUGUACUUUUAUUCACUUUUAAGCAAUAGGUAAGAAAUGUUAGAUGCGUUAAACUUAUGCAAUAGUGGUUAAUUAAAAAGAUCAAAAUUACUUACGGUUACUUAGAUUGCGAUAUUCUCUCGCUGUAGAUUCUUAUAAAAUUUUCCGAUAUUCCUUCGGUUGUAGGUUCUGCGGAUCCUUUGGUGUAGUUUAACACGACUCUGCGAUGUUCCCUCGCGGAUGCACUAUUGCGGAACAACUUUAACACUUUGGAUCCUACCGCGACUGCGCCAUUUAAAAUAUCUACCCUCGCAAAUGGGUUUUUGAAAAAGACAGACUCGUUUCACUAUUGAGGUUAAACUAAAAACUAAACUUUAUUUUCGUUCUAACUUUACUCUAAGCCUAACCUAGCUGCUAGCUGCCGAUCGUGAGAAUCCUGUCGAUUUGCUAUUCCCCAGCGCCAGAAAGGCGAUACAAGAUUUGUUUACCGUGUAC